UCUGAGUUUAGGGUGGGAGAGUUAGCCGUUAGCACGGAGAGCUAACAGCCGGAGUGUAUAAUGGCGGCCUCGGUGUUGUUGGGGUCUGCGGACAACACCGGACUCAGCUUCACGGUAGGAGGCGGCGGCGGCGGAGGCGUCGGCGCCGGGAAUGUUUUAGUCGGGAAUAAUAACGGAAUGGGGCCGGCGGGGCCGGCGCCCUGGAACCGUUCUCUAGACCGGGCGCUUGACGAAGCCUCGGCCACCGGGUGUCUGAAUCUCAGCGGCAGGAAGCUGAAGGAGUUCCCCCGGAGCGCCGCCAACCACGACCUGACGGACACCACCAGGGCCGAUCUGUCUCGUAACCGUCUGUCAGAGCUUCCUCUGGAGGUUUGUCUGUUUGUUUCUCUGGAGAGUCUGAACCUUUACCAGAACUGUCUGAGGUCUCUGCCAGACAGUCUGCUCAACCUGCAGGCCCUCACCUACCUGAACCUCAGUCGAAACCAGCUGUCUGUCCUCCCCGUGGUUGUCUGCAGUCUUCCUCUGAAGGUUUUGAUCGCCUGCAACAACAAACUUGUUUCUCUGCCAGAAGAACUGGGACAGCUGAGACACCUCACUGAACUGGAUGUAAGUUGUAAUGAGAUCCAGACUUUACCGCCUCAAGUGGGUCAGCUGGAGGCUCUACGAGACCUGAACAUCAGGAGGAACCACCUCGUCAGAUUGCCCCCAGAGUUGGCAGAGCUCCCUCUGGUGCGUCUGGAUUUCUCCUGUAAUAAAGUCACCUCCAUCCCCGUCUGUUACCGACGACUCGUGCAGCUACAGACCAUCGUCCUCGACAACAACCCUCUGCAGACCCCACCUGCACAGAUCUGUAUUAAGGGGAAGGUCCACAUAUUUAAAUAUCUGAACCUGGAGGCCAGUAAGACGACUCCUGACCUCCCAGACUACGACAGACGACCCCUGACCUUCAGCUCCUGUGUUGAUGAGCUGUACCCCGGUCGUCCAUACGGAGCGUUGGAUUCAGGCUUCAACAGCGUCGACAGCGGAGACAAGAGAUGGUCGGGGAAUGAGCCCACAGAGGAGUUGUCAGAGCUGCCACAGAGAGUGGCCGAGAUCAGCAGAGACCAGAGACAGAGACCAGCGGGGGGAGGAGGACCACUGCUGGCAAAUGGAACAUAUGUGGAGCUGGAGCAGAUAGACUUCAUAGACAGCUGUGUGGGGGAGGAGGAGGAGGAGGAGGGGAGGAGUCGGGGAGGAGGAGGCGGAGGAGGAGGAGGAGGAGGAGGCGGAGGAGGAGGGAACGGCACCAGCCUGAGCUCUCAGUUCAUGGCUUACAUCGAGAGACGCAUCACCAGAGAGGGUUCUCCAGUCAAAACCAACUCAUCCAGGACAGAGGACACAAGGAGACAAAACAGGAGUGUGGUGGAUGGUGUCACAGCGCCCUCUACCUCCCAAAACCAGAGAGGAAGUGUCGGUCCAGGAGGGGUGGAGAGGGUGAGGAAGGAGGCUCAGCUCGCUGCUCUGAGGUACGACGAGGAGAGACAGAAGAACCGUUCUCUGCAAAGAGACAGCGUCACCAGUUACACCAAGCAUAAAGCAGCUCAGAGUCCAACAAAGUCCAGUCCAGAGAGUGAGACUGUCUACCCCUCCAGACGCUCCACCCACACUGAUGACUCCGCCCUCUUCAUGUCUGUGACUGGAGUGUCUGUAGACGGCUGUCGCUCUCAUGCUUCUGAUAGCGCCACCUACUGUCUGCUGCAGGGAGAGGACAGAGCAGCUCUGUCUCCUACAGCCAAUCAGUCGCCUUCCUACCCCAGCUCAGGGGGCGGGUCCUCCUGUCGGACAGCUAGUCUAAGACCAGAGAGCUUCCUGUUUCGCCUCGGCCAGAGAGAAGAGAAGAGGAAAGGUGACGCUGCUGCUGCUGCUGCUGCUGCUGCUGCUGCUGCUCCUCAGAACCAGGAGGGGGCUUCUGCUGCUCCUCCUCUGGUUGGAGAAGAUGCUGAGCUGGUGGAGCAGCUCAGAAAGAACAUCGAGGCUCGUCUCAAAGUGUCAUUGCCGAGUGACCUGGGAGCAGCUCUGACAGAUGGGGUGGUGCUGUGUCACCUGGCCAAUCACGUGAGACCACGGUCCGUCCCCAGCAUCCACGUCCCCUCCCCUGCUGUGCCUAAACUCACCAUGGCCAAAUGUCGACGAAAUGUAGAGAACUUCCUGGAGGCGUGUCGCAGGAUCGGAGUCCCCCAGAGUCAGUUGUGUCUUCCUCUUCACAUCCUGGAAGAGCGAGGGCUCCCCCAAGUGGCCGGGACCGUCAGCACUCUGCUUGAUCUGGCCCCACCCCGACACCCUGUCACCAUGACGACUACCACAACAUCAUCAUCAACCACACCUGGACCCUCCGUCACCAUGUAGACAACACUAACACCACCACCACCACCACCACCACCACCAUCAUCAUCAUCAUCAUCAUCACCACACGUGCUCAGUCAGCCUCAGGAAACCUACAGCCAGACGAGUUUUAGAUAAAAACCUCCAGAACAGCAGGUUGGCAUCUGAUGGAGACAUUAACAGAGCUGAACUACAAAAACGCAUUGACACUAGCUCAGGUUUUAUAUCCGAAUUAUCAAACUUUUAGUAAAAUUAAAGUUUCAGAGACAUGACAGAUUGUUUAGAUGAUGGGACAGAUGAGCUGGAAUCCACAACAAACAGUGGAAAAAUUUUCUCAAACACGUCAGUGACACCACAAAGAACAAAGGACGGCAGCUGUAGCAUAAAGAAAAGUGAGAACAUUUAAAUGUGUUCUUAAAUACAUGGUAGCUGUUGUGGACAGUAAGAAGUGUCAAACUUGUGCUCUUCCUCCAGGAAACCAAAUUUGUGCACGUAUUUAUUAAAUGUUCUCACUUUUCUGUAUCAAACACCUUCCCUCCUUUUUUCUAUGAUCUUUGUUCUUUUUCUUUCUUUUUUUUAUUAUGUGUAUGCCGCAGAGUUCAGGAAAGAGUUAUCAAAAAUAUUUAAAUUUUUUACAA
Xiphias gladius (swordfish) is the source of this 2999-nucleotide messenger RNA. RefSeq names its product leucine-rich repeats and calponin homology (CH) domain containing 3 (gene lrch3). NCBI's taxonomy places the organism in Eukaryota, Metazoa, Chordata, Actinopteri, Istiophoriformes, Xiphiidae. Bases 61 to 2385 code for a protein of 774 amino acids. The record is from RefSeq and is a predicted model, not a curated record. The transcript has 21 exons. Gene Ontology annotation, molecular function: protein binding.